Molecule: messenger RNA, 8178 nt
Organism: Elgaria multicarinata webbii
Lineage: Eukaryota; Metazoa; Chordata; Lepidosauria; Squamata; Anguidae
Gene: TG
Product: thyroglobulin
Exons: 48
Coding region: 1-8178 (2725 amino acids)
Biological process (GO): thyroid hormone generation
Source: RefSeq, a predicted model, not a curated record
AUGGGUCCCUUACUUCUCAGCAACUUACUUUGCUUUAUUAAUAUAGCAUCAGCCAGUAUCUUUGAGUACCAGGCAGAAACCCAGCCUCUUCGACCUUGCGAGCUUCAGAGGGAGAAAGCCUUUCAGGGAGGUGAAGACUACAUCUCUCAGUGCUCUGAAGAUGGACAGUUCAGGAACAUACAGUGCAAUAAAAAUGGCGUUUCCUGCUGGUGUGUAGACGACAAAGGAGCUGAGGUUGCAGGCAGCAAGCAGGUUGGAUCUCCCACAGCCUGUUUAUCCUUCUGCCAGCUCCAAAAGCAGCGGAUCCUGGUCAGUCGCUACAUCAACAGCAGUGCAACGCCCUACAUCCCACAAUGUCUGGAUUCUGGUGAUUUUGACCCAGUGCAGUGUGACAUGGACAUGGAUCAGUGCUGGUGUGUGGAUGCGGAAGGGAUGGAGAUUUAUGGCACAAGGCAGAAAGGGAAGCCAAAGCGAUGCCCUGGGAAAUGUGAGAUUCGAGACCGACGCCUUCUGCACGGUGUUGGAGAAAAGAGCCCACCCCAGUGCUCUGCCGACGGAGAAUUUCUGCCAGUCCAGUGCAAGUUUGUCAACACAACAGAUAGGAUGGUCUUCGAUCUCGUCCACCAUUUUAAUAGAUUCCCAGACGUGUUCCUAACAUUUAGUUCCUUCAGAAGUGUGUUCCCAGAGGUCUCUGGGUACUGUUACUGUGCAGACAGUCUAGGGCGGGAACUAGAGGAUACAGGUCUGGAAAUGUUACUUGAGAAUGUUUAUGAUACCGUUUUUGCAUCACUGGAACCAGUUGCCACCUUCACUGAAACCAGCAUGUAUCGGAUCUUGCAGAGACGUUUCCUGGGAGUCCAGCUGGCGACAUCUGGCAGAUUCAGAUGCCCCUCCAAAUGCGAAACAGAGAGGUAUACUGCCAUUCGUUUCAAACAGGAUUACAGGCCAUUGUGUGAUGACGGUGGCGCCUAUAAGCCAAUACAGUGUCAGCUGAAUGGAGAGUGCUGGUGUGUGGAUGCCAAAGGGCAGGAGGUCCCUGGAACAAGAAGGAAUGGGCAGCGUCCCACAUGUGGCGAGGACCACAAAUGUGUCUCUGAGAGACAAGUGUCCCUGUCCAGGCUUUUUUAUGGCCCCAUUGGACAUUUCAGCCAGCACAGUUUGUUCUCUACCCCCCAAGAGACACAGAAAGUAGAUGGGUCCUCCAGAUCUUGUCCUCCUUCAUUCAUGGAACUGUUUGUGACUUCUGGCUUGCUGUCUUCCAUCACUGAACAACCGAGUGCUUCUCAGCUACGGACACUUGAAUCCAUCCUCAUUGAAGCUAUUGGGGGGAUGUUUCCUUCAAGAGAACUCGCUCGCAUUGCCCUUCGGUUCACCAGCAACCCCAAGCGGUUCCAAGAAAACCUUUUUGGGGGGAAAUUCUUGAAGAAUUUGGUACAGUUCAACUUCACGGGAGCCCUUGGCCCUAAUAGCAAAUUUAAUUUGGACCGUUAUUUCCAGCAGAUCGGGAUGAAUGAGGGCUUCACUGAACAAGCCCAACAACUUUCGACGGAAGUGCUGCAGGAGAAGUUCAACCUGAGCCAGAUUCUUGUAGACCGUUUUGGCCGCACUGUCAAUUUACACGACAGUCAGAACACAGUCCAGUUUCUGGCGUCUCUCCUUGAAGCCCCAGAGUUUUUCACUUUUCUGGGGCAUGUAAUUUCUGUCCCAGAAAGUAUUGCAGAAGAUUUAGGUGAUGUCGUGAAGAUAGUGAUGAAAUUGAAAGACUGCCCGGAGCAGACCGAAACUCUGUUUGUGCCAACUUGUACGAAAGAAGGGCGGUACGAGGAAAUUCAGUGCUAUGCAGGGGAUUGCUGGUGUGUGGACUUGAGUGGCAAAGAAAUCCCAGGGUCCAGAAUACAGGGCACACGCCCAAGAUGCCCUACGACAUGCGAAAAGCAAAGGGAAACUCUGCAACGCUUGAAAAAAAGCCAGCCUGCAGGUUCUGAGCUGUUUGUUCCUUCGUGCACCCAGGAGGGAAAAUUCCUGCCAGUUCAAUGCCGUGGAAGAAAUUGCUUCUGCGUUAAUUCAGAAGGCAGGACUAUUCCAGGCAUAGAUGCAAAUGCAGGACCGUUCACGCGGUGUCCAAGUGACUGUCAAUUAGCAGCCAGUGAGGCUUUUCUAAGAACUGUGCAGCAAACACUGUUGGAUCCUGCUGCCCAGCUUCAGCUGACCAGUGUCUACAUCCCACAAUGCAACCUGGAUGGUCAAUGGAGGCAAGUCCAAUGCAAUGGUCCCCCUGAACACGCUUUUGAAUGGUAUCAAAGAUGGAUCACCCAGAAUAAUAAUGGCAGAGCUCUUCCUUUCAUUGAUUUGGUGGACAUACUCCUUGACUACAAAGAGAGAUCUCAGCAAAGCUUUGAAGACCUUGUCAAAAUCCUCUACGAAGCCGGCCACCAGAACGUCUUCCCCGAGUUCUCCAAAUAUCCGUCCUUUGAUGCAGUUCCUCAAGAAGUUCUGGAAAGCAAGACCACAGGAGGUUCAUCCAAGAACAUUUUCCUGGAGCCAUUCACUUUCUGGCAGCUUCUCCAUGGAAAUCUCAUCCAUUAUCCAGGAGCUUAUGCCGAUUUCAGCAUCCCACUAGGGCAUUUUGACCUUCGCAAUUGUUGGUGUGUUGAUGACAAGGGACAAAUGCAAGGAAGCAAAGCCGAUGUGAACAAGGUUCCAGAUUGUCCCGGACAGUGUGAAGCCACCAAGCGCGAUGCCCUGCGAUUUGUUGAUGAAGUGGAGCAACUCAUCCAGGAAUCAAACAGCUCCCAUUUUCCUUUCGGACAGAGCUUUUUAAUGGCAAAACUCACCAGGCUGGCAGACGAUGAGCUUCUGAAUAAUUUUUCACAGCCAGGCGUUGCAUUUUCAGAGAAGUUGCUGAAGGAGAGCAAUUACGCUAUCCGGCUGGCUGCACAAUCAACCUUGCGUUUCUAUUGGAGGAGUCUCUUUGCAUCCCACGAUUCUGCAGGGGAGGCCGUGCGCUUGGGAUUUCAGCCUUACAUCCCUCAAUGUGAUGGGCUGGGGAACUGGGAACCGGUCCAGUGUUAUGAAAGCUCAGGUCACUGCUGGUGUGUGGAUGAACGAGGACAUUAUAUAUCUGACUCGUUGGUGACGCGUUCAACACGACUGCCCCAGUGUCAAAAACCAUGUCAACGCUCACAAACAAACGCAUUGAUUUCCAGCUGGAGACUGAGUGGGCUGAAGCGUAAUGCCACUUCAGCAGACCUGUUUAAUCCCUCCUGUCUAGAGACCGGGGACUAUGCCAUGCUACAGAAAAUGGACACACAGGCCUGGUGUGUAUAUCCUCUGUUGGGUGAAGUCCUCCAGCAGAGCAGUAUCGAUUCAAAUGGCAGAGCACAGUGCCCCGGUUACUGCAGCGUGCUGAAGUCCAAAGCUGUCUUACGGGAAAUUGGCAGAGGCUACAUCCCCCAGUGUGAAAGCGACGGUGGGGUCUUCUCGCCCGUGCAGUGCAGCGAGGGCCAGGAAAGCUGUUGGUGCGUCUUUGGGAACGGAGAGGAGGCUCCGGGGACACGGACCAGCGGCCGGCGGCCUCCAUGUCAACGUCCUCAAUGUAGCUUGCCUUUUGAUACGCCCGAAGUGCUCAGCGGUGGUGUAUUUUGCAACGUCUCCACUGAAACUCCCAAGAUUCAGCAGUGCCAAGUGAUUUGUCCUCAGGGCUUCCAAGGUGUCUUUUCUAGUGAGGAGAUGCUGCUGUGUGAUACGGAGAGUCACCACUGGCUAGGAGACCCACCACAUGCUCAAACCUGCCAGAGGCUCCAGCCAUUCCAAAGUGUUCAGACUCAAACGCAGUUCCAGCUCCUCCUCCCUCCUGGCAAGGCCUGCCGUCCAGACUAUGCUGGCUUGCUAGAGGCUUUCCAGAUCUUUAUUCUGGAUGAGAUGAAGGCCCGUGGAUUUUGCCAUAUUCAGGUAAAUGUCCUUGAGCAUCCUGUGUCUAUUCCUGUCUGUGGUGAUUCUGCUGUACUGGCUGAGUGUUUGGCUGUGGACCGCCUGGGAGUGAACAUAACAUGGAGAACUUUGCUUGAGGAUGUUCCAGCAGCUUCACUUCCUGAUUUACACAACAUUGAAAAAGCAAUGGUUGGUGAAAAUCUUAUUGGCCGUUUUGAGGCGUUGAUCAGGAGUGGCGGCUUUGUCCUCCAUUUGGACAACAAGCAAUUCCAAGCGGACACUUCCUUUCAUUUCACCAGAGAUGGAGAUUUUGACAUAUCUCCCGAAAUUCAUCUGGGGUGCAAGAGUGGCUUCCGGAAAGUUUCAGUGACUGGAGAAGCAACCCCAAAUUCCCAAGGAUGUGUGGCCUGCCCUCCAGGUACCUCCUUCCAAAAUGACAGCUGCGUUCCUUGCCCUUCUGGAUUCUAUCAAGACCAAGCAGGAAGCUUCCUCUGCAUCAAAUGUCCUCUUGGGAAAUCGACCGUCUCCACUGGAGCUUUCAAAGCUGAGCACUGUCUUACUGACUGCCAAAUGGAUGAACAAGGUGUGCGCUGUGACGAAAGUGGCCAAUAUAGACCUUCCUAUGAAGACCCUACCACCCAAAAAUCGUUCUGUGUUGAUAGCCUUGGAGAGAUAUUGGAUUGGACAGAAACGGAUGGCCCACUUAGUGAUUCACAGUGUUCAGUCCUCAGACGUUUUGAGAAGGUUCCUGCUUCCAGGCUUUCCUUUGCGACAGGGGAGGCAGAGAUUAUUGGAUCGAAAACAAUCCAAGGAGGACCUGGGAGCGCACUCCAACAGUGCAUUGCAGAGUGCGAGAAGGAUGCGUCGUGUGGGUUUCUCACAUUGUCUGCUGCAGGGCCUGAAAUGCUGUGUGAGCUCUACAGCGCUCAGGAGAGGAAUUACAAUUGUUCUGCUUCUGGACUGGUUCAGGGUGCAUGGGACAACGCUGCCACCACAAGCAUUGCUAAUCUCAGCUGCCUAAUUAGAGUGAGAAGCCAGGACAAGGAUGCAGUGAGGGUGUACCUGAAAAAAGGACAAGAAUUCACUACAGCUGGACUCAAGACCUUUGAGAUGACCGGUUUCCAGGAUGUUGUUUCUGGCGUGUACCGCAAUCUGGUUCUCUCGGCAGCUGGUACAUCUUUGACCGAUGUUCAUCUCUUCUGCCGCCAGGCUUGCAGCCAAGAUGCUUGCUGUGAUGGCUUUAUCUUGAGCCAGAUCAUACUUGAUGGAGGUAGCAUCUUGUGUGGUCUUAUGAGCUACCCAGAUGCAUUCAUCUGCAACAUUAAAGACUGGGAUGGAAGCUCAACGCGUGAACAAGGAGACACAUGUCAAAGAACGAAGUACAAUGAACGAAAGAAGCAAUAUGCAUUCCGUUUCGGAGGCCAAGUGCUCACUGGACCAUCUGAGCGCCUAGAAGAAACGGGAAAUUCCUUCACCAGCUUUCAGCGUGUAUACCUGUGGAGGGAUUCCGAUAUGAUUACCCGACCGAGAUCUAGUAUGUGUGAUGCUGUUGUUCCUCCAACACAGAUGAAGCCUUUGCUUCCAGCUUCUGCAAAGGAACUCUUUUCUCUGAUGGAAAACAGCCAAAUCCGGAUUGUGCAAAACCAUUCGCUGCCAUCCCAAGAAUACUGGCUCUUCAAGGCCAGAUACUCAGCUGAGCAGGCUCUUCUCUGGUGCCUUGCACGUUGUGUGGAAGAUGAAUUCUGUCAGCUGGCAAACAUCCCCAAUGUCACAGCUUCAAUGUUCUUCCCCUGCACCCUCUAUCCAGCGGCCCAAGUCUGUGACAAUAUCACUAACAACAUCCCUGAGAACUGCCCCACUGUAUUACCUCAGAAGACACAACUUUUGUAUCAGAAGACAGUCUCUUUGGAAGGGAGCGUCCAGAACUUUUACACCCGUUUGCCAUUCCGUAAAAUGUCAAGCAUCUCCGUGAGAAGCAAGAUGGAUGUGUCUGGGAAAGCUGUGUCGAAUGGGUUUUUUGACUGUGAACGUCUCUGCGACGCUGAUCCUUGUUGCUCAGGCUUUGGGCUCCUAAAUGCUACCCAAGGCACAGGUAGCAAGGUCGUGUGCUUGAUUCUGAACAGUUUGGGGGUCCAGACCUGCAGUGAGGAACGAAGAAGUGAUGACUGGCAGGUUUCAGAUUGUGCAUCUCCGGAAACAGAAGCCAAGGUCCAUCCCUUCGGCUGGUACCAAAAAGCUGGUGAGGAGCUGCCAACUGUGCCUCGUGUGUGCCCACCUGUUCUUCUACCAGGAAGGCAAGAAAAUGUAACUUUGGACAAGUGGCAGCGUGUUGAUUCGACCUCAGUUCUCAUUGAUCCCUCCAUUUCAAAAUUUGACAUUCUGCACGUCAGUAGAGAUGUCUCCAAUGAUUUUGCUACCAUCCGAGACUUUUGCCUCUCAGUCUGUUCAAAGGACAAAUCAUGCUUGGUGACUACUCUUGAAGAACAACUUUCAGCGAUACGGUGUAUAUUCUACCCAGAAACGCAGAGCUGCACUCUUGGUCUCCAAGGCCACCACUGUCGACUUUUGGUCAAGGAGCCGGCUACGUAUAUCUAUCGCAGGCAAGAUGAAUUCCAGCCCAUUGCUGAAACGAACGGUGCCCCGUCUGUCUACAUCCCAUCGCAGGGAACGUUGUUCGGCACUUCUCAAGUAAUCGAAGUGGGUUCCAGUUGGAAGAGUAUCAGACAAUUCCUCGGGGUUCCAUAUGCAGCACCUCCGGUGGCAGAGAACCGGUUCUGUCCCCCACAAGCUUUCACCUGGGUAGAAUCCUGGAAUGCCACUACAACCCGGCCUGGCUGCUGGCAACCAGGGGAUGCUGAAAUCAGUCCUUCUGUCAGUGAAGACUGCUUGUAUUUAAACAUCUAUGUCCCACACAACACUGGCGGAAAUCUACCAGUGCUGGUGUUCUUUCACAAUGGUGUAAGUGACGAGGACCAACCAAAGAAGACAGUCAUCGAUGGCUCAUAUUUAGCAGGAGUUGGCAAUAUCAUUGUUCUUACUGCAAAUUACCGGGUUGGAGUCUUUGGCUUUUUUAGCACUGGUUCCAGUGCGGCAAGUGGAAAUUGGGGCCUUUGGGACCAGGAAGCUGUUCUGAAAUGGACGCAGAAAAACAUUGCAAGUUUGGGAGGAGACCCCAGUCAGGUUUCGAUUGCAGCUGACCGGAGUGGAGCGGACAUUACUAGUAUCCAACUACUUGCUGGAGGUCUGGAUUCAGCAGUCUUCAAGAGGGCAUUGCUGAUGGGAGGAUCUGCUUUCUCUCCCGCAUCAGCAAUGAGCAAGGAGAAAGCAGCAGCACAAGCUGCCAUUUUGGCUCACGAACUUGGCUGCCCUUCAACCAGCAGCGAAGAAAUGGUAUCCUGCCUCCGCCGGUUGCCUGCCAAAGCUCUCAAUGAUGCACAAACCAGGCUCCUAGCCAUAAGUGGGCCAUUUCAAUACUGGAGCCCAGUGGUGGAUGGAUUCUACCUCCAGGAGCCUCCCACAGCAGCCCUGCAACGUUCUGGGCCUUUGAAGGUGGACCUGCUCAUUGGAAGCGCUCAACAAGAUGGCCUGAUCAGCCGAGCAAAAGCCAUUAAGCGGUUUGAAGAAAGCCAAGGCCGUGCCAGCAGCAAAACAGCCUUUUAUCAAGCUCUCCAAAACUCUUUGGGAGGAGAAGACUCCGAUCCUGUGGUGCAAGAUGCGGCCACCUGGUUUUAUUCCCUGCAGCACUCCUCAGCUGAGUACGCCUCAUUCUCCAGGGCCUUGGAAAAUGCCACUCGAGACCACUUCAUCAUUUGCCCGACAAUAGACAUGGCCAAGCACUGGGCUGAUAAUGGCAGAGGAGAUGUCUUCAUGUACCAUGUGCCAGAGAGCUCUUCUCGGAGCAGUUCGAGCCUGGAAUUCUUGCCUGAUGUUCAGUAUGCAUUUGGGAUGCCCUUUUAUCCUCAAUAUGAAAAGCAAUAUACAUUGGAAGAGAAGACCCUCUCCUUAGCCAUAAUGCAGUAUUUGGCCAACUUUAUAAAAUCUGGAAACCCAAAUGGCCCUUAUAAAUUCUCAGGAAAAAUGACUGGAACUACAUUGCCUUGGCCUAUGUUUCGAGCAGACACCGGUGGAGACAAUUAUAAGGAAUUUACUACUUCCUUGGAGAACCGUAAAGGGCUGAAAAAAGCUGAAUGUUCAUUCUGGUCCGAUUAUAUCAAAACACUCAAAGCUUCAACAAAUUGUGAUUACUAA